ACGGGACGCUGGCAUUGGUCUCCAGGAAGUUGUUGAGAUUGUCAACACGGAGAUUAAAGAUGGAGGAUAGUCUGGAACUGGCGGAAAACGGUGCUAAAAAGAAUGCUGCUAAAUCAGGGCGAAGAGCAAGGCAGUCAGUGGAGCAGAUGUCAGACGAAUCUCGACGCCUGAAGAAAAACUCUUCUUCAACUUCAGUGGGCGAGGAUGAAGAAGGGGAGAAGGAGCAGGAUUCUGAUCAGGGACCACCACCGAAACCCCCCCGGCGACAAGGAGGAUGGGCAGACGAAACACCUGGCUCUGCCAAGUCUGGGAGAAGACCAGCAGCAGAGGAGGUGGAAGAUAGACGCUUGAGACCACAAACCCCCGAGGGCUCGGAUGAUGAAGGAGAUAUUCCCGUAAUCCCUGACCUUGAAGAAGUACAGGAGGAAGACCUCACAAUGCAGGUGGCAGCUCCACCCAGCAUUCAGGUAAACAGAGUGAUGACCUACAGAGACUUAGAUAAUGAUCUUAUGAAAUACUCUGCAUUUCAGACCCUGGACGGGGAGAUUGACUUAAAAUUACUCACGAAGGUGUUGGCUCCAGAGCAGGAAGUUAGAGAGGAGGAUGUUGGCUGGGACUGGGAUCAUUUAUUCACUGAGGUUUCCUCUGAGCUGCUGACUGAAUGGGAUCAAGGAGAUAAAGAGGACCAAAAGCAACUGCCAUUAGUUACUUGAGUGGAGUUCUAAAACGGUUUAUUUCGGCAAGAGUGCCACUAGUACUUUUUAGAGGUGCUGUAGCAAAUGGAUAGUUAUCUGCACAUUAUGAGAAAGCCAGAUAUUUCUGGUUAGGGUUACAUCAAGCCAGUUGUACUGUAUGUCUUUUCAGUUUUAGACAAGCUGCGCAACUGUACAUUUUAAAUACAAUGUGUGACAAUUUACAGUUAAUGUCAGUAUACAGUAGUCAGUGUACUUGCAUAUAAACCGACAGAUGGUUAUCUUACCUUUGUUCAAGCAAUAUUAAUGUGUCAAUACCCACAAAGAUACCUGUUUUGUUAUAUUAUUGUUUUUUAUAACAUAUUUUGUAGGAUUGUUAUAUUAAAUAUUUAUCAAAUUAUUUUUUAAAUCAUCAAAGUGUAAAUGUCUUCUAUCCUGAUUUAGGGUAAAAACCUUACAUAUGACUAUUCAACAAAUGGGUUGAAAUUAAUUUUCCCACAAGAAUGCAGAUGCUCAGGGUAGCACAAACUUAACAUGGCAUAUACUGUUUUUGCAAUGUGUCCUUUCAUAAUGGAUUCACAGAAAAAGAUGUUUGACAGUUUUGAGUAUCUGAAGCACUAUAAUCAGUUAAGUUGAAAUCCAGUUAAUUGUUGUGCCAUUAUCUUUGGAUCAGAGUGCAACCUCAUUGUUUCUGACAGUGACUUCUAUCUUCUUGUCUUUUGUAGAUGCUCUUUUCUGCAACACUAUUCAAUUACUUAAACUGUCUUACUUCCUCUAUACUGACAUUUGACAUUAAGAGAAUGUGUUUAUUCUAGAACCCUAUAUGACACUGAAAAAAGUAUGUAUGGAGUUUAUAUUUUUUAGGGCAACCAUUUAUCUUAUUAAAGGCAGCAAUACGCUGAUGCAUUGUAUGGACAAGAUCAACAGUCCUCAUCAUGCAGAAUUUGCAUAAUGGAAUUUAAGGAUCUGAUUCUACGGGACCAUUUCAAAAGGAUUGUUUAAGGAUAAAGAUUCAUCCGUGUUGAUUUGUUGCCAUACUGUGGUCCCCGCCAAACUAUUUGAAACUAUUACUGAAUUUAAACUUCGUUUCAGGAUAUUAUGGUAUAUUAUCCUUACUGCAUUGUAAUAAUAACACAGAAUGGCAUAAACAAUGGUAAUUAAUGAAUUAUAAUUACAACACAAAAUAGAUCACUUAUCAUUAUUGAAUUGCAGGUACAGUACAUAGUUCUACACCACUGUCAUUACUGAAUAAUAAGCACAAUGCAGCAUAUUUUGUGUAUUGCAUAUUUCAUUUCCAAUAUAUAUACCCAGAGAGUUAUCAUACCAUAAAAUGCUCUUUUAUUUUAGUCCGGUCCAUAUUAUCUGAAUAUCAUGCAAUGUCAAUGCACAGAAUAAAUUGCGCUUGUCUUGUAUGACCUACUACUAGUCCUGAUGUAAACGGCAACAA
This is a messenger RNA of Lepisosteus oculatus (spotted gar), 2139 nucleotides long. NCBI's taxonomy places the organism in Eukaryota, Metazoa, Chordata, Actinopteri, Semionotiformes, Lepisosteidae. The record is from RefSeq and is a predicted model, not a curated record.